Argiope bruennichi is the source of this 596-nucleotide messenger RNA. RefSeq lists its product as uncharacterized. Gene Ontology annotation, molecular function: serine-type endopeptidase inhibitor activity. Bases 45 to 596 code for a protein of 183 amino acids. Lineage: Eukaryota; Metazoa; Arthropoda; Arachnida; Araneae; Araneidae. The transcript has 2 exons. The record is from RefSeq and is a predicted model, not a curated record.
UAUAAAGUAGCAACCUGCUUUAAUGUUUAAGGAAGGCAUUCAAGAUGGCAAAGAUGUUGUGCUCUCUGUUCCUGGCAGGCUUUGUCCUACAGGCAAAUGCCUUCAGCUUAUUUCCACAUCUUCCAAAUCCUUUUCCUCAAUUUCAUAUUCCAAAUCCUUUUGACUAUUUACCCAGUGUGUCUGACAUUGCCAGUCUUUUGAAUCCUUUAAGAUACUUGCCCAACAUUGCGAACUUCUUGAAUCCUCUAAAUUUCAUUCCUAACAUUGUUCACCUUAUGAACCCUUUUACCUAUAUUCCGGACAUUCUGAAUCCGUUUCACUACAUCCCCAACCCUCUUGAUUUCCUUCCCAACCCUCUUGAUUACAUUCCCAAUCCCUUUAAAUACCUUCCCAACCCACUGGAUUGGAUUCCUGGACUCGGCAAAGACAGAUGCAAACUUCAACCAGACGUUGGACCUUGCAAAGCUUCUGUGGUUCGUUACUAUUAUGACGAGAACAUCAAGGCAUGCAUAAAAUUCCAGUACGGUGGUUGCAAGGGCAACAGGAACAAUUUCAAAGACAAAGAUGAAUGCGAAAAGGCUUGCAGAGCUCACUAA